Trypanosoma theileri is the source of this 969-nucleotide messenger RNA. RefSeq lists its product as uncharacterized. The transcript has a single exon. Bases 1 to 969 code for a protein of 322 amino acids. Lineage: Eukaryota; Euglenozoa; Kinetoplastea; Trypanosomatida; Trypanosomatidae. The record is from RefSeq and is a predicted model, not a curated record.
AUGUUUCUUCACCGUGUGUUGUAUGUUCUGGCAUUGCUCUUGAGCAUUAUCCCUUUAUGUGUGGCGACUGAUGAAACUGACUUAUCUACAGCUGAAGUUGAUGGUGGUUGCACUCCUGAAGAUAGUCAAACUGAAAAGUGUGCUGGAAUUACUAAAGGUAGAAAAGGUGCCUCUGGUCCUCCUGGUCCUGUCGGUCCUGCUGCCGAAGCAGGUGAACAGGGUCCUGAUGGUGAAAAAGGCGAAAAAGGUGCUGCUGGAGCUUCUGGCAAAGCAGGUGCACCUGGUCCUGCUGAAAAGGCAGAUGAAAAAAGCAAAGACACCAAUGGUUCUGAUGAGAAUAGGGUAAAUCAGGGAAAUCCGACCAAUGUUUCCGCUCCUAAUACUCACUCUUCACAACGACAACCUUCUGGCGAACCGGGUAAGCAAGGUCCUUCUGGCCAAAAUGGUGAUCGAAGCAACGUUCCUGGUCGUACUGAAGAAGAUCAGGAAGUCACAGAAGGUAUUCGUCCUGUUACCACUGUUACUCAUGAACCUUCUACUUCUGUUCUCACUCCUGAUCCUAACCCUUCUGCGGGGAGUGCUGUUGAGUCUUCAGGUGAUGGCCAAACUGGAAUCAAGGGCAACAAUACAACACGUGAGGGUGAAAAUGGAGAUAACAAUGGAACUGCGGAAACACAACCUUCUGCUGACUCUCCUAACACUUCGCCCACAGUGAGUGGUGAUGGUUCUGAUACUGCAACACCUGGGAAUGGCACUUCAUCUGCAGGGAGUGAGUCAACAAAUAACCCAGAAGGUGCGGGAAAUGCAGAAACAUCCACCACCACAACGACAACAACAACAACACUUCCUCCUGAACUCACAAACAACAAGAAGGGUGAUGCAGACAGCAGCAGCAGUAUCAGCAGUUCUGUGUGGGUGCGUGUACCACUACUGAUUGUGGUUACACUGGCUUGUAUUCUUCUGUGCUGA